Arvicola amphibius (Eurasian water vole) is the source of this 1869-nucleotide messenger RNA. RefSeq names its product MLV-related proviral Env polyprotein-like. The record is from RefSeq and is a predicted model, not a curated record. Lineage: Eukaryota; Metazoa; Chordata; Mammalia; Rodentia; Cricetidae. The transcript has a single exon. The coding region runs from base 1 to 1869 and encodes 622 amino acids.
AUGACAGGACAGGUUGCCAAUUCCACCUCCAUGCUGGGAACCAUGAAAGAUGUCUUUCCUACCCUAUACUUUGACCUUUGUGAUCUAGUGGGGGAUUCAUGGAACCCCUCAGACCAGGAACCCUUCCCCGGAUAUGGCUGCAGCAGCCCAGGAGACCGCCUCGACACUAGGGCCCGCGACUUCUACGUGUGCCCAGGUCAGAACUUUCGAAAAGAAUGCGGAGGGCCUGCAGAUGGGUACUGCGCCCAAUGGGGCUGCGAAACCACCGGGGAUGCAUACUGGAAGCCAUCCUCUUCCUGGGACCUGAUCACCCUCCGACGAGGAACUACUCCCGGGUGGACGGGUAAUGGACGCUGGGUCUGCGAAGUCUCCGGGAAAGGGGGAUAUAGGGACUGGUGUGGUCCCUGUUAUGACUCCUUGACUAAAAAUGUUACGGGGGCCACCUUGGGAGGCAGAUGCAAUCCUCUGAUCCUCGACUUCACCACCCAAGGCAGAACAGCAGUCUGGGAUGGUCCCAAGUCCUGGGGACUGCGUCUCCAUCGCACAGGAUAUGACCCUGUCACUAUGUUCUCCUUAACGAGACAAAUAGCUUCUGUCUCAUCAACAGUAGCUGUCGGGCCAAACGCGGUCCUAUCAGAACAGAAGCCCCCUUCCCAACCAGCACCCCCACCCAAACCCAGGCCAAUCCCUGCCCAAAACGUCUCUUCUACCCCAGCCCCCACAUCAGUCACUAGCCCGUCCGGGAACAUCUCGAGGGGACCGCCCUCAUCCCCGGGCACCGGAGACAGGCUCCUUAGCCUAAUCCAGGGGGCAUACUUGACCCUCAACUAUACCAGCCCAAACUUGACCGAGAAAUGCUGGCUAUGUCUGGUUUCGAGGCCCCCAUACUAUGAGGGAGUAGCUAUAAUUGGCAAUUAUACCAACCAAACUGAGGCCACGGCCUAUUGUGCAUCCCCCUCCCAACAUAAACUUACCCUGUCAGAGGUAUCGGGACGAGGGACCUGUGUGGGAGGAGUCCCUAAAACCCACGAGUCACUGUGCAACAGCACCCAUCCACUUCAGACUAACUCCACUGGAUAUCUGGUGGCACCCAACGGGACCUACUGGGCAUGCAGUACGGGUCUCACUCCUUGUGUUUCCCUUACGGUCCUUAAUGCAGCUUCUGAUUAUUGCGUGUUAAUAGAGCUAUGGCCCAGAGUGACCUAUCAUACCCCCUCAUAUGUUUAUGAGCAAUUUGAAGAGAGACCACGAAUUAAACGAGAGCCAGUGUCCCUCACACUGGCCCUCAUGCUGGGAGGACUAACCGUGGGGGGAAUAGCUGCGGGAGUAGGAACAGGGGCCGCUGCGCUGGUUGAGACCCAACAGUUCCAGCAAUUACAGGCAGUCAUGCACACCGAUAUCAGGGCCUUGGAAAAAUCAGUCAGUGCCUUAGAAAAGUCCUUGACCUCCUUAUCCGAAGUGGUCCUUCAGAACAGACGAGGGUUGGAUGUUCUAUUCCUACAGCAGGGGGGGCUUUGCGCAGCCCUAAAAGAGGAAUGUUGCUUCUAUGCUGAUCACACAGGUGUUGUCAGGGACAAUAUGGCAAAACUCAGGGAACGAAUCAAGCAAAGACAGCAGUUAUUUGAGUCACAACAAGGUUGGUUCGAGGGUUGGUUCAAUAGAUCUCCAUGGUUAACCACCCUAGUCUCGUCCAUAAUGGGACCCCUCAUGAUUAUACUAUUAAUCUUGCUGUUUGGGCCUUGUAUCCUCAACCGUUUGGUUCAGUUCAUAAAGGACAGGAUGGCAGUCAUACAAGCCUUGGUCCUGACCCAACAAUACCACCAACUUAAGCAAUUCGACCCUGAAAAUGCAGAAAACCAAGUCAGCUAA